This is a messenger RNA of Xenopus laevis (African clawed frog), 3965 nucleotides long. It is a transcript of the gene rbm27.S, whose product is annotated as RNA binding motif protein 27 S homeolog. The coding region runs from base 263 to 3235 and encodes 990 amino acids. NCBI's taxonomy places the organism in Eukaryota, Metazoa, Chordata, Amphibia, Anura, Pipidae. Gene Ontology annotation, cellular component: nucleoplasm; nucleus. The transcript has 21 exons. The record is from RefSeq and is a predicted model, not a curated record. Gene Ontology annotation, molecular function: nucleic acid binding; RNA binding; metal ion binding.
CACCGUAGGGCCUUCUGCUGGCUUCUAAGUUGUACGGCCCUUGGUUAGGGGACUUGAUCCGGUGUUGCAGCGAGGCCCCCUCGGGCGGGAUAUCCCGGUGUCCAUCGCUCUCCCCCAUAUCCUUCGCAGUCACCGGGACCUGCUAGAGAAGCGACACAGAGGACAGCAGCAGUCCAGAGAAUGAGGAGCAUUUGUAUCGCGAUAUCGGUGCGAUAGUGGCGCCUCCACGCCCCCCAAAUCCGGGCCCUUGCUAGCCGCCGACAUGCUGAUAGAGAAUGUGGAUGCCUUCAAGACGUGGCUGGCCAAGUUACUGGAGCCCAUAUGUGAUGCAGACCCUGGUGCACUAGCGAACUACGUUAUUGCUCUGGUCAAAAAAGAUAAAUCUGAGAUGGAACUAAAAGCAGUCUGUGCUGACCAGCUGGAUGUUUUCCUGCAAAAAGAAACAAAUGAUUUUGUGAAUAAAAUGUUUGACAGCCUACAGACCAAAGUUUAUCUUCCUCCUGAAGAAACAAUAAGUACAGAUCUAAAACAAGAGAAAGAAGAAAUUAAAGAGGAAAUUCCAGAAAAGCCCCCAGUGCCAAUGCCUGUAAUGGAAACAUUUGAGGAAGAGAGGGACAACAGGAAAAAGAAGCACCCGAGUCCUCCAAGAAAUCGUUCUGAUUCAAGUGAAAGAAGAACACGAGAAAAGAAAAGAGAAGAUGGUAAAUGGAGAGAUUAUGAUCGACACAGAGACAAGUAUGACUGGCGAAGAGGCAGAAGUAAAAGUCCAGUGAAAUCCAAGUCUACAAAUCGGAGCCGGAGCCGCAGCAGAGGAAGGAGCAGGGAACGUGAAUCCACCCGUAACCGGGGAAAUGCCAAAGGAAAUUCUGUACAGCAGCCUACAUCUGUCUCCCUUUGUCUUUCCACAGAGCACCGAGAGAGGCAGAAGUUUGAAUCUGAAAGAUCGGAGCUAGAGACUGCAUAUACCCCAUGCUCCCAGUUAGGCAGCAGCUCAGUGGAGCAGCAGUAUUCCUCUGGUGGGCAGGCUAUCCCCAGCACUGUAACUGUCAUUGCACCUGCUCCCCACCCUGAGAGCACCACGGAGAUCUGGUCUAAUUACUAUAACAACCAUAACCCUCCUAACUCCUUUAACAGGAACCCACCCCCUAAACGGCGCUGCCGGGAUUACGAUGAGAGAGGAUUUUGUGUCCUUGGGGAUUUAUGCCAGUUUGACCAUGGCAAUGACCCUUUGGUCGUUGAUGAAGUGUCUUUGCCCACUAUGAUCCCUUUUCCUCCGCCACCUGGACUCCCACCGCCUGGAAUCCUGCUGCCCCCUAUCCCUGGCCCUGUUCACAACAUGAGAAUGCCAGUCCUACGGCCGCACAGCCAGCCUCCUCCUUCAGCUGUUCUGCCUGCACCAAGUCUGCCAUUACCACAUUCAGGCCUUCUAAAUAACCGGGAUCGACCAGUGACAAGUACGGUACCCAGCCUUGCACCAAUAGUAGGAGGGCUGCCUCCACCGAUCCCUCCUCCAAAUCUACUGUACUCUGUUUCAGAACACACAUAUGAGCCAGACGGCUACAAUCCUGAGGCUCCUAGUCUUACAAAUACUGGUAGACCAGGGUACAGGACAUUCUUACAGAGACAACCAACACAAAGAUCAAAUUUAAUUGGUUUAACAUCUUGUGAUAUGGAUACAGCACCAAGAGCUGCUAAUAUUGUUAUCCAGACAGAACCACCUGCUUCAAAUGCAGGCCCAGUAAAUAACAACAGAGUAGUUGUAGAACCUGAUCGAAAACGAACUUCAAGCAACAUGGAUGGGCCGUUUGCAAAGAAACCGUGGAUGGACAGGCAAGGUAACCACAACCAUAAUAAAACUGGAUUUGUGAAAAAGAUCCAAUACACUAAUACAAAACUUGAAGUCCGGAAAAUUCCUCAGGACCUGAAUAAUAUAACCAAACUGAAUGAGCACUUCAGCAAAUUUGGUACAAUAGUUAAUAUUCAGGUUGCAUUUCAAGGAGAUCCAGAAGGAGCUCUGAUCCAGUACCUGACCAAUGAUGAAGCCAGGAGGGCUAUCUCUAGCACAGAAGCUGUCUUAAACAACAGGUUUAUUCGGGUUCUAUGGCACAGAGAGAACAAUGAGCAGCAACAUACUCAGCCUCAGCAUCUAACUCCACACGCUGCAUCGACAACCCAGGCACCUAUUGUACCUGCUGGACAAGGACACAUGCAGAAGGUGAUGCCAAAAGCAAUCAACCCGGGUUCCUACGUUCUCAACAAAUUACCUGCAAAACAGCCAAGCUCAGGGGAGGAAAACCAGACUUUACCACCUUCCACCAGUCUUUCAAAAAUGGUUUACAGUUCUGCAAGCUUAAAGACUUCAAAUAAGCCUGCAGUAGGGUCGAAAACUGUCGAUAUGCAGGAUGCUCUUAAGAAGAAGCAGGAUGCAUUGAAACUGCAGCAAGACAUGAGGAAAAAAAAGCAGGAGAUGUUAGAAAAGCAAAUUGAAUGUCAGAAGAUGUUAAUUUCCCGCCUUGAAAAAAACAAGUCAAUGAAAGCAGAGGAGAGGACAGAGAUCAUGAAAACACUGAAGGGACUUGAUGAAAAAAUAUCUCGGGUUAAAGAUGAAUUGAAAACACUGUCGGGUCCAUCAAAAGUGAAGUCCAAGACAGAGGCACAGAAAGAAUUAUUAGAUGCAGAAAUGGACUUCCACAAGCGAUUGUCCUCUGGAGAAGAUACAACAGAGUUAAGGAAAAAGCUCAGUCAGUUACAAGUGGAGGCUGCUCGUCUAGGAAUCCUCCCUCCCAGCAGAGGGAAGACAUUGCCUGGCCAAAGUAGAGGCAGAGGAAGGGGCCAUGGAACAAGGGGAAGAGGGUCCUUAAGUCACAUGGUUGUGGAUCAUCGGCCAAAGACAAUUGCUGUUGCUGGAUUCUAUGAUAACGAGAAAGAGGAGUUACUCCAGCAUUUUGCUAAAUUUGGGGAUGUUGAAGACUUAAAAGAAGAAGAAUUUCCACCAAGUGUUAUUUUAACGUUCAGGACAAGGCAAGAAGCUGAAACUGCUGCUAACCAAGGCUCAAAGUUUAAAGGGCAAAAGUUACAAGUAUCUUGGCAUAAACCGAAAACUCCCUCAAUUUCAACAGAGAUUGAAGAGGAAGAGACUAAGGAGGAGGAAGCGGAGACUUCAGACCCUUUUCUUCACGAUGAUGAAGAUGAAGACGAAGAAGAAGACGACGAAUCCCGCUCAUGGAGGAGAUGAAAGUUCCGAUAGGACUGUGUAUAUAUUUAUAUAUAGGAAUUACAUUUUAGAGUGUUGACUUUUUACCGCAAUGGAAAAAGGAAAAAUAAGCAAAGGGCGGUCCAAAUGAGCCAGAUUUCUGUUCCUUUAGUUUGCUUUUGUUUGGCCCCCGCCAUAGCACAAGAAGAAUAUACAGGAAACUGUUCUAAACCGUAUUGUUUGGAUUGUGACCAUUUUCUAUGAAUGCCAAAGGCAAAAGACUUUCCUUUUUUUUUUUUAACAUGGUUAAGAAUGUAGACUAAGAAUAUUUUUUGAAGGUAUUUAAAAUGCAUACGGGAAUUUCUUAAAAAAAAAAUCUAAUUAUGCUCUGCUUCACCUUAACUAACCCACACCCAGUAGCUAAAGAGUGUUUGAAAUGAGUGCCCUUUAGUCACUGCGGUGCUGUCUCAUACUUGUUUGAUCUAACAGUGUUUCUAAAGUAUUUUUGAGUUUCUAGAUUGUUUUAUGUAGUCCUUUAUAUUGAGUUUCCCAUAGAAAUCUCUGAGCGAGCUGCUUAGGCCCUGUUGGAAAUAUUUUGGGGUUUCAGUUGAACUGCUAAAGGGGCAUCAAUGAUCAGGAGUGGCAGACGUUUAACACGUUAUAUUUUUAAUUUAUCCUUCCCUUGGCAGCUAAAAUGAUUUAAAGCAGAAUGGUGCAAUGUUGUUGUUCCUUAUAUUCAUUUUCAGUUGUAGUAUAAAAGGCCAUGUCUUUA